AUGACGAACUCUUCGAUUUUUGGGACCGAGUUCAUCAAAACUAAAUCUCUCGAGGAAGAAGAUUAUGUAGCAUCUUUGAACAGCACGGAAAGAAAAAACAGAAAUUAUGAAUGGCAGAUUGUCUGGAGAAACGUAUUCGCUUUCAUAUAUCUACACGCUGCCACCUUGUACGGUAUUUAUCUGAUGUUCACAGGGAAAGUUAAACUAUGGACAGUACUAUUUGCUGUCAGUUUCACUUUGCUGUCGGCGGUGGGAAUAACUGCAGGCGCGCAUCGACUCUGGGCACACAGAGCAUAUAAAGCGAAAUGGCCGCUACGUUUGUUCUUGGCGUUACUGCAGACGAUGGCCUUCCAAAAUCAUAUAUAUGAAUGGGUACGCGAUCAUAGAGUUCAUCAUAAGUUCACGGAGACUGACGCUGACCCUCACAACGCUAAACGAGGAUUUUUCUUUUCUCACAUGGGCUGGUUGAUGGUGAGGAAGCACAAAGACGUCUUCGAAAAGGGUGCCGCUGUUGAUAUGUCGGAUUUGGAAAAGGACCCGAUCGUAAUGUUCCAAAAAAAAACAUAUCUAUUCGUGAUGCCAAUUCUAUGUUUCUUAUUACCAUUGUACAUUCCCGUUUAUUUUUGGAACGAAAAUCCAUGGUCCUCGUGGUAUGUCGCAUCAAUGUUUAGAUACACGAUCAGUCUUCACUUCACGUGGCUGGUUAACUCCGCCGCACACCUCUGGGGGAACAAACCAUAUGAUCAAUACAUAGGAGCAACCGAUAACAAGACUGUGGCGAUCUGUGCUUUAGGCGAGGGUUGGCACAACUAUCAUCACGUAUUUCCCUGGGACUACAAAGCGGCCGAGCUCGGAGACUACAGCACCAAUUUAUCAACCGCCUUAAUUGACAUCGCUGCAAAAUACGGCUUAGCUUACGAUUUGAAGACGGUAUCUGAAAAGAUGAUAAGGAAUCGCAUUAAUCGAACAGGCGACGGUACCCAUCCUUGGGCGAAACAGAAGGCAGAGUUGGAGGAAGAUCAUCAUCAUCUAGAAAACCCUAUAUGGGGCUGGGGCGAUAAAGACAUGUCAGACGAUGAUAAGAAAUUGGCGGAAAUUGUUCACAAAAAGAAUGACUAGAUAUAAGCAACUCAAGCG
Bombyx mandarina (wild silkworm) is the source of this 1137-nucleotide messenger RNA. Its product is annotated as acyl-CoA Delta-9 desaturase. Gene Ontology annotation, biological process: unsaturated fatty acid biosynthetic process. Gene Ontology annotation, cellular component: endoplasmic reticulum membrane. Gene Ontology annotation, molecular function: stearoyl-CoA 9-desaturase activity; iron ion binding. The record is from RefSeq and is a predicted model, not a curated record. Lineage: Eukaryota; Metazoa; Arthropoda; Insecta; Lepidoptera; Bombycidae.